Cladophialophora psammophila CBS 110553 is the source of this 1092-nucleotide messenger RNA. RefSeq lists its product as uncharacterized. Gene Ontology annotation, cellular component: nucleus. The coding region runs from base 1 to 1092 and encodes 363 amino acids. Lineage: Eukaryota; Fungi; Ascomycota; Eurotiomycetes; Chaetothyriales; Herpotrichiellaceae. Gene Ontology annotation, molecular function: DNA-binding transcription factor activity, RNA polymerase II-specific; transcription cis-regulatory region binding. The transcript has a single exon. The record is from RefSeq and is a predicted model, not a curated record. Gene Ontology annotation, biological process: regulation of DNA-templated transcription.
AUGACGGCUCCUGAUGGAAGUAACCACAACGAUCCUAUACAGAGGGAAUCCGUUGUCGGUGAAUCUACGGUCUGCGCAUGGUCGAGUAAAACAGAGGAACCCACUGGUGCCAAGACACGCGGCCAUUUUCGAGUCAGCUUGGCUCCAGUGUUGGACGAAAAGCUACUGAGCAAUUUCCGUACACAGAUGAAUAUACAUUUCCCUUUUGUGGUGAUUCCACCCCAGGCAACAGCUGCUGCUCUUCGUGAAGAGAUGCCGUUCCUCUUCCGAACUUGCAUCACGGCCGCCGCUCAAGCAGACCCAUUGCUACUACGACAAAUGGCAGACGACUUGAUGAGAUACAUCGGAGAUCGCAUGUUGAUGAAAGGAGAUAAGUCAAUCGAUCUUUUGCAAGGGCUAUUGGUGUUCAGCACCUGGUACCAGUACUACAAUCACAACAACCCCCAGGUGAUGAAUCUUUUCCAUUUAGUGACUGCCAUGGUCACUGACCUAGGGCUGAAUCGACCUAUCCAGCCCGCAGUGCUGACCCCAAUCGGCAUGGUGGUUGAUGCGGCCCAGAUGUUUCACGGCAGGUUAGUCAACCAAGGCAUCCAGACCUCUGACGACCGACGAGCCCUUCUUGGAGUCUAUAACCUUGCGGGACAGUUAUCUUCGUGCCUUCGGAGAUCAGAUCCCAUGCGCUGGACGCAACAUUUGGAAGACUGUUGCAAUGCUCUCACCGACGCAGCAGAGUACCCCUCCGAUAUCUAUGCUGUUCAGUUGGUCCGACUGCAUCGGGUUAUAGAGAUAUAUUCUCCCUCUCUCGGCCUAAUGACAACAUCGACUUUACCUAUACGGAGUUUCAUGAAUUGUUUUGAAAAAGAUCUCCGGCAAUAUCAAGGGAGCUUGCCUCCCAGCCUUGCCGGAAACAAACUCCUGGAUAUGCAGAUUCACAGCGCUUAUAUCUGCCUUUUCGAGACCAUAUUCGCAGUCCAGGCGGACAUAGCAUAUCACCGAGCCGAAGCAUUGCAUUCUUGUUUGAAUCAUAUCAGUGAAUUAUUUGACAGCCUAGACGCCAUCCCUUGGCGGUAUUUGCCGAACUUGACUUUCUAG